AUGAAACCGAAACACUGGUGUGGGAUGACCGCCAAAAUGGGCACCGUGUUAUCAGGGGUCUUCACUAUCAUAGCCACCAACAUGUACCUCAUCUUCGAGCAGAAGUACAUAAGGAGCAGCAAUUGCACUGACAUUAACCCAGGGGACAGGAGGAUACGUUCCCUAAUAAGUCACUUCAUCGCCUGUUGGGGUUUCAAUAUCAUUAUCUUCCUGUCUUGCAUCACCAUCAUCAUCAGCUGCUUGCUCAUAUACUCAGUAUAUGCCCAGAAGUACAAGGGCAUGGUGAUCUACAUCAUCUGGAUCUUUUUCUAUGAAGCCGUGAACAUUGUAAUACAAAUCCUCACCACCAAUAACACGGGCGUUGUAGAGGUUAGAGUCAUGCGCUGGUUUGGCUUGGUGUCCCGUAUAAUCAUGCACUGUUUCUGGAUCUUCUUUGUCAUGACUUAUGCCCAGAUAAUCUACAAGAGUAAUAGCCAGGGCACUAUCAUUUCCUACAGCAGACGGAUUUCUACAAGCAACCGAGACUUCCCACGGCGGAAAUCAAAGAUAAUCAGCCAUAUCCGACACUAGAAUGAAUGGAUAACCUUGGCCCUUUUCUCUCUUGAGAGGCGGGUCUCCCAGAUUCUCCAUGGUAGUUCUCUUUUCAUCUCUUCCCUUUUCGUCUAUUCAGAAAGUAGAGACCCUACUGCCACUCUUUCUGGGGAUUGUGCAGAGAAAUGUGAUUAGGGUCACACCUGGAACAUCUGUUCAUUGAGGAUGUUUAGUUAAAGGUCAUUGUUAUUUAUCAAGCACUCCUUGAGUGGCUCCUUCUUUUUUCUGGUCAUUACCAUCUUUUUGGGCAACAUGAAGAGGGCAAGGGAAUGAAACAAAGUUGAAUUGCACUCUGGCAAUCCGUUCAUCAACCUUCAACCCAUAGCUCUCUAAUUUAACCCUGGGACUGGCAAAUCUAUAUUUAUACCUUAGAUUGUUGAAGCACAAAGGAUACUGUUGUUGUCUUGGGGUGGCUUUGUGCCAUUGUUUUUCUCCC
Messenger RNA from Eptesicus fuscus (big brown bat), 1027 nucleotides. RefSeq names its product transmembrane protein 217 (gene TMEM217). The transcript has a single exon. The record is from RefSeq and is a predicted model, not a curated record. The coding region runs from base 1 to 570 and encodes 189 amino acids. NCBI's taxonomy places the organism in Eukaryota, Metazoa, Chordata, Mammalia, Chiroptera, Vespertilionidae.